AUGGAUAAAAACGGGCCGGACGCACGGGGGUCCAAGUGCGCGCGUGACAACGGCGUCGUCUGCGCGGGCAAGAGCAGCAGUGACUCUCGUAAAAAACGUCCCCAAGACCCGCCAAAAACAGAUCCCGAAGUAAACAAAAACGAGAGCUCCGUCAAUCCUUACAAUCGAGCUCUGCGUGAAACCUCUCAGGUCUCAGCUACCGGUGCUGCUUCUACUGGCCAGCAGCAACAGCAACAGUCGUCGUCGCCGCCGAGCGAACAAGAUUACCAGUACAGCAGUCUAGUUAAUACGAUGUCCUCGCCGGUCAAAUCAAACAGCUAUUUCAAGUGCAGCGUCGAGUCGUCGUCGGGCAUUUGCAGCCGAGUCGUCGAAACCAGUGGUGGCAUGACUAAUGAGCUUCUGCUUUCGAUUUCCGGCGAGGGCGAGGCCUCGAGCGUAGGCGGCGAGUGGACGAGACACGAGAGCUUCAAAAAGAUCAAGAACCACGUCGAGGAUGCCGUGAAGAAGCACAAGGUUUUCCUAUUGCGAGGCGAGCUGCCAAGGCUGAAGGAGGCCCUUGAGGAGCGCGGCUGGAUCCAGAAGUACGAGUCGACCAGGACGAGAUCGCUGCCGUAUGGUUGCUCGACGUCGCUCGAGGCCAAGUCGCUGGGCGACGUGCGUAUGCCGGACGGCACGCUGAACGAGCGGGCGCUCACCUACUUCCUGCUGCGUCACGCGCAGCCCGACUUCAUCUGGGACUGUCGCAACGACUUCGUCGAGUGGGAUCGCGGCAUCGGCUCGGCUGUGCUCCUCAAUCGCUUUCAGAAGCCCUCGUUAUACACUUCCAAGCUCGGAAUGGCUCACGUGCUGCAAGAAGCGCACUGGCUCCACGAGACGAAUGUGGCGGACGUGUUUUUUCCGCGCUGCUACAAUCCCAGCCGCGAGCUCUCGGCCCUGGUGCAGGACUUUCGUCGUAGCGCCGCCAUAGUCGUGCUGCGCUGCUUCGUCGACCGCAUGCGAAAUAACAUAGCCACUGGCUUGACACCCGCGCCGGUUUCGCAGGCGGAGAAUCAAGCGGGAGCAGCCGUUGUUUCGACUGACAAACAGCGAAAUGAUGAAAACAACAACAACAACAACAACAACGAUGGUCGUCAGAACGAGAUUUAUCUGAAUCUGGAGCCCGUGGAAUUUUGCAUCAGGGCCUGCCGGGAGUACGUUGCGGAACUCGAGCACGAGGACAUCGACAUGGACUCGGACAAGGAGAUAAGCGACGAGGAGUGGCGCUCGUUCAUCGAAGAUUACGACAAGGUUCUGUACAAGAUCGAGGCGCUGGAUGAAUUUUCCAAAAUUACCGCCAGUGGACUCGAGGAAUGUUACUCCGUGGCACAAGCCGUUCUGGAUAAGCUCAAGUGCCUCGACUCGCAGUACGAACUCAACGGCGCCAGGAAUAUCUGGAUCGUGAAGCCGAGCAAUCUCUGCUGCGGCUCGGGCAUCUUCAUGACCCACGAGCUCAAGACGAUCUUGAGAAAAGUCGAGUCCAAGCCCAAGGAUUAUUACAUCGUGCAGAAAUACAUCGAGCGUCCGUUUUUGGUGUAUGGAACGAAAUUCGACAUACGUCAAUGGUUCCUCGUUACUUCGACCUAUCCCAUGACCAUAUGGUCGUUCAAGGAGGCACUGCUGCGCUUCAGCUCGAGGCCCUACACGCACACGACCUAUCACGAGGCCAUCCACCUCUGCAACACCGCCGUCCAGGAGAGGUACGACUACGAGCGCCGGCGACGUAAAAAUCGCUACGCAGCUUCGACGGCUAGCAACCGGGAUCUGCUCGAACCGACGGUGCGAGAUCAAGGAUGGGAUUGCGAAAAGCUGAACGAAUAUUUGAAGAGCGUGGGUUACGAAGGUGAGCCGUACUACGAGAAGAUAUAUCCGAAGAUGUCGCAGGCCAUAGUGCUGACCAUGCUCGCCGCCCAGGACUUCAUGGAUCGUCGACGCUGCAGCUUCGAGCUCUACGGCGCCGACUUCAUGAUAAUGGAGGACCUCUCCGUGUGGCUGAUCGAGAUUAAUACGAAUCCAAGGAUGCACCCGCCGAGCUCCAAGAUCACCCAGCGUCUGUACGGCUCCGUGCUCGACAGCUUGGUAAAAGUGGUAAUGGACCUGUCGACGAAUCCCGCGGCCGACACGGGCGGCUUCGAGCUCAUCUACAAACAGAUCAUACCGGAGACUCAGCCCUACCUCGGGCCGUGCUUCUUCGCCUUCGGCAAAUCGAUGGUGCUGAAUGAGCCGGUGCUGAAAAAACGACCCGGUUACGGCGGACACGAUGGAAGUAACGGCAGUGGCGGAGGUAAUAGCAGCGGCUCGUUCGUGCCCAUGGAGCCUUGCUGCGGUCAUCAUGGCAAAUAGAGAUGUAAC
This is a messenger RNA of Trichogramma pretiosum, 2388 nucleotides long. RefSeq names its product tubulin glycylase 3A-like. Gene Ontology annotation, cellular component: cilium. Gene Ontology annotation, biological process: cilium assembly; protein polyglycylation; cilium movement. Bases 1 to 2379 code for a protein of 792 amino acids. The transcript has 12 exons. The record is from RefSeq and is a predicted model, not a curated record. Gene Ontology annotation, molecular function: protein-glycine ligase activity, initiating. Lineage: Eukaryota; Metazoa; Arthropoda; Insecta; Hymenoptera; Trichogrammatidae.